AUGAGUUUCAAAGGGUGGCGUGCACUCGCCACACUCUCCCUGGCCCUAGCCCCGCUAGCGGCAGCCGACAUCUGCUCCAAGCUGGAAACUGAGAAUAUCGAGAUCGAGCAGUCUCCGUCUUUGGACUAUACUACUGAGUUGCACGACUACUGGUCACUUGCCUGUGGUGACCUCAAGCCAACAUGCAUUGUCUAUCCGUCCAGUGCUCAAGAAGUGGCCACGAUUGUCAAGGAAUUGCAUCAAACGAAUGACUUUUUCGCUGUGAAGUCUGGAGGACACAUGCCGAAUACUGGAUUUGCUAGUGUUCAGGAUGGUGUCCUCAUCUCGACCAAGAAUCUCAACCAGGUCGUGUAUCACGAUGAUGACCAGACAGCUGACAUCGGACCUGGUCUCUCGUGGGAAGAUGCGCAAAAGGGCUUGGACGGAACCGGUCGAACAAUUGUCGGUGGACGUAUGGGAGGUGUUGGUAUUGGAGGAUAUAUGCUCGGAGGCGGAUUGAGCUUCCUCAGUUCGCAGUAUGGCUGGGCUGCCAACAACGUGGUUGACUUCGAGGUGGUCCUCGCCAAUGGCACUGUUGUCCAUGCUACCGAGAAGGAGAAUUCCGACCUCUUCCUUGCCUUGAAGGGCGGCGGCAGCAGCUUCGGAAUCGUCACGAACUACCAAAUGAAGACGCAUCCCCAGGACCACAAGGUCUGGGGAGGAAACUACUUCUUCACAGCCGACAAAACCUCCGAACUCCUCGAAGCCGUCCAUGACUUCACAGCAAACUACCCCGACGACAAGGCCGCCAUCAUCCUGACAGCCGACCACACCCCCAUCCUCAACACAUGGAUUAUGUUCCUCUUCUACGACGGCGAGUCUCCACCAGACGACGUCUUUGAAAAGUUCAAGGCCAUUGGUCCAACAGACGCCACCAAGACCUGGGACUCCUACUACGACCUGCUCAAGAAAAACGACAUCUUCAUCCUGAAGGGCCAGCGGUACGUGAUCGGCACUGAGACCACGCCCCUCCCCAGCAAGGAUGCCGCAUCCGACGUGUUCCAGACCUUCUACGACCAUUGGAUGAACGUCACCAACAACGUCCUAGACGUCCCGAACGUAAUCGCCUCCAUGGCCUUCCAACCAAUGCCUCGUACUAUCACCAAAAAGGCCAAGGAAUUGGGCGGCGACUUGAUCGACUUCCCCACCGACCAAGACUACAUCAUCCUCGAACUCGACUUCUCUUACUCCUUCGCCUCCAGCGACGCCAAGAUCGACGGCACGCACCAGCAACUCUACAAUGGCCUCGACCAGAUUAUCUCCAACUACGUCGACGAGGGCGUGUUGCCUGAUGUAUAUCGUCCGCUGUUCAUGAACGACGCAUAUCAUCGGCAAGAUUACUGGGGACGGUUGCGCACGGCGGAUACAGCGAGGGAAACGAGGGAGAGAUAUGAUCCGGAGGGAUUCUUGCAGAAGAGGACGAGUGGUGGGUUUAGGUUGAAGUAA
Aspergillus glaucus CBS 516.65 is the source of this 1485-nucleotide messenger RNA. RefSeq names its product FAD-binding oxidoreductase. Bases 1 to 1485 code for a protein of 494 amino acids. The record is from RefSeq and is a predicted model, not a curated record. Gene Ontology annotation, molecular function: FAD binding. The transcript has 3 exons. Lineage: Eukaryota; Fungi; Ascomycota; Eurotiomycetes; Eurotiales; Aspergillaceae.